Molecule: messenger RNA, 4898 nt
Organism: Xyrauchen texanus (razorback sucker)
Lineage: Eukaryota; Metazoa; Chordata; Actinopteri; Cypriniformes; Catostomidae
Gene: jph3a
Product: junctophilin 3a
Exons: 5
Coding region: 870-3533 (887 amino acids)
Biological process (GO): regulation of synaptic plasticity
Cellular component (GO): plasma membrane; endoplasmic reticulum membrane; junctional membrane complex
Source: RefSeq, a predicted model, not a curated record
CAUAUGAGACCAUCAAGGAUACGCACCUUUAAAUAUGCCUAUAAACGUGUAAGAGGAGAGGACCAAAGAGCAGGAUUGCACUGAUUUUUCAUGCUUUAAACAGUCUUCCAGGAAAAAAAGCUUCUCUAAACCACAGCAGGAGUGAAGAAGGGAAAGGCAAGCAAAAGGGGGAGAGAGAGAGAGAGAGAGAGAGAGAGAGAGAGAGAGAGAGAGAAAGAGCAGUAAUAGGAAAAAUGCUGUGCCAGAUUGAUCCUAUUGAAGGCAUAGAUGAGGAAAUUCUGUCGUUUUCUUUUUCAAACAUGAUCUAGAGGCAGGUCUGAACAUCCUCCAGGCUUCUAGGGUACGGAUGCUCUACUGUAUUUCCCCAUCUUUGAGAGCCGGUGUGGUAUGUUUGGGGAUCGAUGUAAUGUCUGAUUGAGUGUAUCAAUGCUGCUGCUGAGUGGAUCUCUGUGGUCGUGGAAAAAAACUAGGCCUUGUUUGCCUGCUGAUCUCCACGCAGGGAACGCGGAGCACGGCUGAUUCUCAGCCAUUUGGGACCGUGCAGAGAGAGAAAGAGAGGGAGAAGCUCAGCAUCUGCAUGCCCAUCAGAAGCAGCAUGCUUAAUAGAGACAUCCAUUACCAAAGGUUGAGCACAAGCAGGCAGGGGCUAUAACGGCAGGAUGGUAGCAUGGUAAAUUCAUUUCCACCCCUUUAAAUUGUCUGGACUUAAAAGCACUGUUUUUUUUCUAUCCGGUCAAAAUCUACUUGAAUGACAGGAGGAAUGUUGCUGUAACACUUCCUGUUUUGUUUAUCGUAGUCUUCCUUUUUUUGCUUGCCAAUUGCUUCCUUCAACUUGACAUUCUGAAAAUUUGCCAAAACCUGUUUCAUGCAUGUCCACUGGAGGCAGGUUUGACUUUGAUGAUGGGGGGUCGUACUGUGGAGGGUGGGAACAGGGCAAGGCGCAUGGCCGAGGGGUUUGCACGGGGCCCCAGGGCCAGGGCGAGUAUGUGGGGGCCUGGAGUCAUGGCUUUGAAGUUCUUGGAGUUUACACUUGGCCCAGUGGGAACAGUUACAAGGGAACCUGGGCACAGGGCAAAAGGCAUGGCAUUGGUGUGGAAAUCAAAGGGAGAUGGGAGUACAAGGGUGAAUGGACACAAGGGUUUAAGGGCAGGUAUGGCAAGUUGGAAAGCACUAGCAGCGGCUCCUGUUAUGAGGGCACCUGGAGUAAUGGCUUACAGGAUGGAUAUGGCUCGGAGACCUAUUCCGAUGGAGGUACAUACCAGGGCCAGUGGUUGAGUGGUAUGCGUCAUGGCUAUGGUAUGCGACAGAGUGUGCCUUAUGGCAUGGCUGCCAUCAUCUUCUCCCCCAUGUGCACUUCCAUUAACUCGCUUCGCUCUGAUCACAGCGAAGGGGUCCCCACUCCAGAAGAUGGCUCUGGUAUCAGUGGGGUCUCUGGGAGUCCGUUGGGGCGCAGCGGCUUUGUACUUUGUGCUCAGAGUGAAUCAGACAGGCACAGGAAGAGGAAAGGGCGCUUCCGACAGUCCAUACUGAGUGGUUUGAAGUUGCGUAGGUCUGAAUCCAAAAGCUCUUUGGCCAGCCAGUUAAGCAAGCAGAGUUCCUUCUGCAGCGAGGCAGGUAUGAGCACCGUCAGCUCUGCCGCAUCAGAAAUCAACUCCAAUAUCAGCCUAGGUGAGGCUGAGGCAGGGGGCAGCAUUGAUGCCACUGUCACAGAAACAUAUGCUGGCGAAUGGAGGAAUGAUAUGCGAUCGGGGUGGGGUGUAAGUCACCGCUCAGACGGGCUUCGCUAUGAAGGUGAGUGGUUCGGAAACAAACGGCACGGAUAUGGCUGUACCACCUUUCCCGGCGGAACCAAGGAGGAAGGAAAAUACAAGCAGAACACUCUGGUGAGUGGCAAGCGGAAAAACCUUAUACCACUCCGCACCAGCAAAAUCCGUGAGAAGGUUGAUCGUGCUGUGGAAGCCGCGAAGAAAGCUGCAGACAUUGCCAAGCAGAAGGCUGAGAUUGCAUUGUCCAGGACGAGCCAUGCUAGAGGAAAGUCAGAGGCUGCAGAGGGAGUUGCACAGAGAGCUCUGGAGGAGUGUUGUCUAGCCAGGGCUAUUGCCAAAGAACUCUCACCCUCUUUCCAUCACUAUGGGAAUGGACUGGAGUGCCAGAGGCCAAAGCAUCAGGACGGGAAAGAAAAAGACAUGGAGGUGACCUCCACUGGCACAGACAGUCCUGAGCUCUGUACACCAGACACAACACCCCCAGCCCAGACGCCCAACCUGAGCCCAGUUCUGAGCAACCCCUCCUCGCCCUCUUGCAGCCCGCCAACUCAUCGCUCCAGAAAUGCUUGCUUCAUGCGCCAGACCGCCGUGGACGAACAAGGAGGCGCUGAGAUCCAGGUUCUCAUAGAAGGUAGAGGCACGGAUACCCUGAGAGGUGGAGCCAACAGCUGGACCGCUGACAUGUAUCCUCAUAGAAGGGGAAGUAAAGGGGAGAGCAGUCGCUCCACAACUCCAUCCCUACUGGAAGAAGAGAUCGGCCACAUUAACGGACAUGAGCAGACCUCCUCAACGCAUCACCCAUGGGAGAAUGGUUCCUCGAAUCACAAGCCAGUUGAGCAUAUGGUCCAUGAGAAUGUGUGGGAUCAAAUGUCCUCCAACCAAAAGCACUGGAAGUAUGUGUCCUUGAAUCAGAAAUCCAGGGAACAUAUCAUUUCCAGGGAAAGAGACUGGGAUCAUACACCAUCCAAUCAGAACUCAACUGUUGAGUACGACAAUUCCCAGUACAAACCACAGGUGCACAUAAAUUCCAACCACAAGGGUCAUGAUUUAUCCAAUCACAAGACCGAUGAGCAUGCUUCCACCAAUCAUAAACCAAAGGACUUUAUUUCUACAAAUGAAAAAACACAUGUUUCCUACCAUUAUAACCCCCAAGAGCAUGUUUCCUGUUAUCACAAACAACAUGAGCAUGUCCACUCCAACCACAAGCCAAGAAAGUCUUUUAUCAAUCACACAAUCGGCGAGUCUAGCUUGAACGCCUACCAGCCGUCAGACCGUGGAGCCAACAAGUACACCCUGGGAUGGACUGUUGAAAACAAUUCCCAGCGGAUCUCAUCCCAUUCACAUGUGCAGGAGAAAGAAGUCGGAAAUGAUUAUCAGGUUGAAAUGAGGUUCCAGCCCCUAGACUCCAUUUCCAAACAGAACUUUGGCUCUGGCAUGAAAUGCUCAAGUCUCCAAGGGCACAAUUUGCAGAUGCUACGUCAGCGAAACCAUGAAUGCAAAGAAUGGAGUCUUGCAGCCAGGGAGGGGUCCAUGGACUCUGUGCAGAUGCUCGACACCUUGAAUGUCGGGGUGGACAUGGAGGAGCGGCCUUUGCACCGGGAAAUUACUCUUUCACCCCCUUUAACUUCCUCUCCAGAAACCCUGGACCAAUAUGUAGAGCAUCUGGACCUGAUGAAGACAAACUCAGGCUCAAGCACUGUCCUGGUGGUCCUGGUGGUUUUACUCAACAUCGGUGUUGCCAUUUUGUUCAUUCAUUUCUUUAUUUAAACAUAUGUCAAUAACAGAAUUGUCAUCAAGAGUAAAAUAUGCACACAACGCACACUUAGCACCACUUCUUAAUAUAAGGAACCCGAAAAAUACAGUGGUUAAUAUCUGUCAGUUGGGGCAAGCCCAUGUAAAUUGCAAACUUCUAUUAUGGUUCAAUUUAUUAUAUAUUUCCAUCAAAAUCCAUUAGUUAAUGUUGCUUAAUUUUUUUCCUUGAUUCACAAUAAAGAUCCAUUUACAACAUUGUGUAGAACUGAAGUAUGACACACAUUUACUGUAUACAGCUCGUCUGAUAUGUUUUACCACAGAUUAUUUCACAUUUAUUUAUUUUCUAAAUGGCACAUUAUCGAUGCAACUCUUCAUAUGCAACCAAACAGUCCAAGUCAACACGCCCCCCUCUGCAGUAUAUUCCAGGGUACAGCCCUAUAUAAUCGCUGCAGACACUCAUUUCUUCAUCUGUCAAUAAACAACUCUCUCAUCUACAUACCCAGAUUUGACAUAACUGUACGUCUGUGGUAAGAGCUAUCUUAAAGGGCUUCAUCAUCGCACUUUUGUAUCAUAACAAACUCUCAUGAAUAAUUCAAUAUUCACUCAUGAAUCCCGCCUCACUCAAUUGCAGCACAAUGCAGUUGUGCCCUUUGUUUUGACUCUAUUGAGCACCUCUAUGCCAGACUCACUAUUAAAGACUCGUCUUUCCUUGUACACCACGUGACAUAAGAGUACAACAGAGGUGCGGCGGUGGUUGUUUUCUGGCUCAUACUCGAUAAAGUUUGAGACUGUUAGCACUGUUUUCGAUAUGUAUUCUAUAUAACUGAGCAGUUAAAGGCAUAGUUCACCCAAUAUUCUUCCACAUAUUUUUGGCAGAACUAUCCCUUUAACAUCUUUUAACAAGUUUGCAAGAUAUUAUUGAUAUGCUGAGUGCCUUUUAUAAUUGAGAAACCAUCCCAGCGGGCAGGUUAUAUACAGGUGACCGCACAUACAGCGGGCACGUGAACAGUAUGUCUCUAUGCCACCCCACCUAUGAACAUGUUGACUGAAGAUCUGAGCCUGUGGAGAUUUAUACAGCAUGUUUUCUCGCCUGUUCUCUUCUGCUGUUACUCUUCUGUGUGAUUUUCUCCCUGUCUCUCUGUCCAGCAACUUGGAUAACGAUCGGGACUGAAAGCAGUGUAAAAAAUACCAGCUUAUGUUUCUCAGUGGGACCUGACCGACAUCACCUAAAUUCAUUGAAUGAUAAACUGCUAUUGUAUAUUUUAUACAACUCAUCCAGUGAAGUCAUCAUGUUGUGAGAUCAUUGCAUGCCUAAGCAUGCCCUUUCUUACGCAACGAUUUAUGAGAUUGUUUCCAAGUUAUGUGGAAAUUAAUAAAAUG